Messenger RNA from Varroa destructor (honeybee mite), 4307 nucleotides. RefSeq names its product Yippee-like (gene Ypel). NCBI's taxonomy places the organism in Eukaryota, Metazoa, Arthropoda, Arachnida, Mesostigmata, Varroidae. The record is from RefSeq and is a predicted model, not a curated record.
UUUAAUUAGAAUUACAAGAAAUCGAUGAUUGGCUUCCUGCUCCCCUUUUUAACCCUUUUUCCAUCUAAUUGAAACGAAAAGAUUCAAUGUCGACAAAAAAUAACAGCAAACAAUCCUGGUGAGCGAACUUUGUGCCUUAUUGUGACGUAAUUAUUAGUCUUUGUUAACCAUUUUUAGACAAACGGAAAAGUCUCAAUUCAAUAAGGAUGACGAUAUAUUGGUUUGGUACGACUAGAAAAUACCAUUGCUUAAUACCAGCCAUGUCGAACGUAACGUCUUUUUGAAUAUGAAAAUCGCAUUUAGUGGCGUGGCAGCUCAUGCUCGUCGAAGAUACAAAGUCCGAGGGGAACUUUUUGGAGCUAUAAAAAGAUGAUUGAAGACGAUACCUAAGACGAGGGAACACCGAUGAAAUUAGCGACCCCUCGAAAAGUCAGACUCAGCGUAAUUUAUUCAUGGGAACCGUUCGAUGUAAUAGCUAACGAAACCGCGCAUGAAGGAAAGCAGUGGUAGCAUUCACGAGGAGUGCGCAGAACACAAAAAAUGGCCGAAUUUCUACGUCAAAAGGACCUCGAACAGACUUCCUCACAACUUACUUGUCCAGGCCCUGCGAUCUGCUUUCUAGUUUUCUAUGGUUCCGCUGCGAUUCUGCGCCGACAAGCCCUUCACACCACCCGCUAGCCUCUGAAUCUUCUCCGCCUACAUUCACCCGAGAGCGAGAAGGAAAACGAAGUGAGCCCCUAAAUUCGAUUUCGAAGAGAGCGUGCUUUCUUCCAUCCUGAGACUCUGGCUCGACGCUGGAGCGCGAAAGAGCUCGCGCCACUGUAAUGGCCUCAGAAAUUUGGCGAGCAAUAUCUCUCACAGUGGGGCUAGGUAGCUGUCUCAGCGCAGACAGCCAGGAGGCCGAUAGCUCAAUUGUGGCUCCGAAAAUGGUGAAAACAUUUCACGAAUAUCUGGCGCAUUGCCACAGAACAUAUUCAUGCAUCCACUGCCGAGCACACCUCGCCAGCCAUGAGGAAUUAAUCUCAAAGUCCUUCCAGGGAAGCCAAGGUCGGGCCUAUUUAUUCAACUCUGUAGUGAACAUCGGUUGUGGACCUGCGGAGGAGCGGUUCCUCUUGACGGGUCUGCACGCCGUUGCUGAUAUCCACUGUGAAUCCUGUAAGACCACGCUCGGCUGGAAAUACGAGCAUGCAUUCGAGACAUCGCAAAAGUACAAGGAAGGCAAGUACAUUAUUGAAUUAGCUCAUAUGAUCAAGGAAAAUGGCUGGGGUGCGAAUGAAGAAUGACCCGGGCUGGGCGUGCGAGCCCGUGGAAGGUCGUGUCCACCGCGCCUCACUACCGAUUCACCGUCACCGGGUCCACCCUCAGGAACCCAGCAGCACUCCUCAGCGCCUGAGGAUCUCUGCAGUCCAUACUAAAAGUAUGAUUUAUCCGCAGCUAAAAUACAAACGGCUAUUAUUACCAUGACGUUUAAAAAGUACUACACAUGGCGACGGUGUCAGUGGAAAAAAAUAUUUUUAUCGGACGUGACCACUUUGUUCCGGAUCGCCUGGCCAUCAAUUCAGGAUUUCAGAGGUAGAAACACUGGCAGUGAAAACACGCCGAAAGUCAUUGCAGAAAUGUGCGCUUUAUCGAUACCUACAAGCGAUAAAUAUAGUGUCCUGGUGAUUUUCGUCGUGACUUUUGUCAACAAGCGGUAAAAAUGGCUCCCCGACUUGCCAACGGAAAAUGCCAUGAGACGAGAGUGAGAGAAACGAUGUGCUAAUUAGAACUCUUGUUAUUAAGAGUCCUACCUCUUUUUUAUGUGGGACCUGCAUCGACAUGGUGUAAGCAGCUGGGUCGCAGAGGCGAGGUCGACAAACAAAUCUUCUGAUGUUUCGUUGGUAAAGUUACUGUCGAGUAAUUUGAAUGAUAUUACGCACCAGGUUAGAAAAAAAAACAUGAGGAAUAUGCCGUCAACGUGAUAGAACCUCGGGAAUGCGCCCACGUACACAACCUACCCCAUAAAAACAGUUGACCUCAUCAAUCAUUCAGAACUGUUCAUGAUAUUAUUACUACUACUAGCCAGGCUUGUAUUCCAGGAUCGUAAUUGUAAAAUUAUCCUUUGACUAUUAGUUCAUCUAUCGUCAAGGCCUUAUAUAAGGUGUCACUGUGUGUACCUUGUGUACGGUGUUGAUGCUACAAUAUAUCAUAUUGUUAUCGUUGAGAUUUGCUUCCUACAACGUAGAUCGCACCAGACGAUCGAACCAGAGUACAAGCCCUGCGCUAAUCCUACACAUUUAGUAGAUACUGCGACUGAGGUCUAUGCAUACUUCAGUGCAAAGUCAAAACCUUUUACCCAAAUCAGUAUGUACCAAAUCUUCGAUUCCUGAGUUCUUUACUCCAGAAGCCUUUGCAUCCUACAUUUGUAUCCGUUUUACCACAUACUCCUAUGAUUAAUUACACACCUAGACACAGACCCACUAACCUAUUUUCUAUCCCCACUCACAGCAACAAACAAUAAUUGAGCAAACUGUGAUCAUUUUGUAUAGACGGAAACGAGGAUUAUGCCAGCGAGAGACACCAAACCUAAUGGCGGUCAAAAAACUGGUUGAAGUACACAACGAGAUUGUUGCUGAGUGAGUUGUCGUUUUAUAUUGGCUGAGCUAGACCAGCCAUUGGUAGUUGCUGAAAGAAGUAACUCACGCAAUUUUUCAAGUCGAUCGCCAUGUAUGGGAUUGUCACUCAGCAUUGAAAGCCAUCGCUGCGAUGAAACGAACAGAUGAUGAACUAAAUAACUUUAAUCAUUACAAUGAAAAAUAUAGAAAGCUUUUGGUGAAUGAACACAGCGAGCGCGGCAGAAGAAUCUGACGAUUAUGAAUCAGUGGCAGUUGUUGAAAGAUCAUAGCAAUGCUGAUUCUAAUUGUUAUGGUUACAAUAAUAAUGGCCCAAGGAUGAACAGGACAUAUUCGGCGUGCGAUAUGUCUAGCUGGAAACAACAGGACGGAACGAAUAUAGGACAAAACGCGCGAGAAAUAGAAGCUAACAGGCUAUGUAUGCAUGUCUGACAGGACAGCAGUACGUGAGCGAAAGGCCUGCUCACGCAGGUGAUCAUGGGCGAUGAUGGGGUGAUUACUGAGUAGACUUCAACGAUGAGGGACAUAUGAAACAUGAGUGUUGGUCGCCAUUUCUAGAGCACCAAUACAUAUUCCACACCUGCUACAGCUUCUAUUAUACAAUAACUAUCAAAUCUUGUGUAAUAUCAGACACCAACGAUCGUGAUAAUUAAUUGAUGCAAAGAAGUAAACCUGUGCAGGCUUUGUAGACAUUGAAAGCCUUAUGAUUCUUUGGCCACUCCGUCAAAUUCAAGGGUUAAAUGCAAGCAUGAAGGUAAUACAAAUAACCAGCGAGUAGUCUGCCGGGACCGAACACAAAGAAUUUUCACUACGAGGGACAUCAAAAUGAGGCGUGCCUUCGCGGAAGAUGUGGCUAAAUACUGAGACGAUAUUUAGGACACCAUUUUGCUUGCUGUCUAUUUAAGCGCGCCGCUUUGCAAUGUCCAGGCAAAUCAUUUAGGGUUCGCAAGUGAUCGCGGCCUGCGACGCUGGCCACUGGACCGAAUAGAUUACAAAUGAUAUGCCGUUGUAUUUCCGUGCAUUUGACAAGCAUCGACCGAGCCGAAAAUAUGGUGAAACUUUUUCAAAGGCGGGGGAAAUUUCGUUUUAGGUAGUGUGUAAAUGAGACUGAGGCACUGACGACGGGUCUGAAAACGAUGGUGGACGGAUUAUUUUUCUUAGACUUCAGCUUGAAUUAGUAUGAUUAUUAUUAGGUGCUGCAUCGAAUCGUUCCAAUAGCGGAGCGACAGUCCCUGUCGCUCAAAAUUAGUUUAACAAAGGUGCAUGUUUUUUCGAUUUUACAAAAGAAAAAUAUGUAGAGUAAGUGUCCUUUAUGUAGAUAUAAAGAUGCCGAAUUCGCUGACGAAACUUACUUGCUAAAAAUUCCGCCCAAAAUUGAUUAAGAAGUGCGCUCGCGGUAGUGAAAUGCCUUCUGCUAUAUCUACUUUCAGUCUUUAUCGUGUGCAUUAAUCGUUAUGGCCAUGUACUCUAAUAAUCAUAAUAAUGAUAAACUAUGAUUACUGCGAUGACCCGGUCACGCCAAAAGUAUUUUUCGAAUCGGUUUGCUUGGGCUGGCAAACUUGCUUUUUCAUCGUACGGUGCAUAUGCUACUGGCCCCCAUUGGCCGAAUCGACACUGGGUGUAACCCAAACCCGCGUUUUUCUUUGAGCAGGAAAAGGGCUCUUGCUUUUUUUCCUUUUUUUGGACUUGCAUCCA